Dioscorea cayenensis subsp. rotundata (Guinea yam) is the source of this 2457-nucleotide messenger RNA. Its product is annotated as long chain acyl-CoA synthetase 1-like. Bases 320 to 2305 code for a protein of 661 amino acids. The transcript is spliced from 19 exons. The record is from RefSeq and is a predicted model, not a curated record. NCBI's taxonomy places the organism in Eukaryota, Viridiplantae, Streptophyta, Magnoliopsida, Dioscoreales, Dioscoreaceae. Gene Ontology annotation, molecular function: long-chain fatty acid-CoA ligase activity. Gene Ontology annotation, biological process: cutin biosynthetic process; fatty acid metabolic process; wax biosynthetic process. Gene Ontology annotation, cellular component: endoplasmic reticulum; membrane.
UUUUCUCAUUUAUUUUGAUGCAAUAUUAUGAUUUUUAAACCAUUUUAUUUGGUUGUUUGUUUCUUGAGUAGUUUAGGGUUGUGUUUUUUGAAUUAAAAUGUAUUUCUUGAUGGAUUUUGUUCUUGAAUUUAUGGGCAUGCUCUGUGGAUGUUUGAAUAGGAAUCCAUCCAUCCCAAUCAUCAGUCUAAAACCCUAAUUUUUUUUUUUUUUAACUUGAUUUGGUGGAAGGUCAUAGUUUGGGUUUUGACUCAAUCUUCACAAUUCUAGGGUUUUGGAAAUUUGAUUUUCUUUGCAUAAUCUCAGGUGAAAGGGAAGAAGGAUGAAAAGCUUUACUUUUCAAUCAGAAAGUGGAAAAAUUGGGGAGAAUGGGAAGCCAUCAGUUGGUCCGGUUUAUCGAAACAUCUUAGCAAAAGAUGGAUUUCCACCAUCAGAUCCAUUGAUGAAAACCUCUUGGGAUGUUUUCAGUGUUGCAGCAGAGAAGUAUCAUGGACAUCGAUUGCUCGGUUGGCGUGAAUUCACUAAUGGAAAGGCCGGUCCUUAUCUUUGGAAAACAUACCGGCAAGUCUAUAAUGAAGUAUUGAAUGUUGGUUCCGCCUUAAAGCAACUUGGCGCUAAGAAGGGUUCUCGGAUAGGAAUUUAUGGCACAAACUGUCCUCAGUGGAUAGUUGCAAUGGAGGCUUGCAAUGGAUACAGCUUAAUCUGUGUUCCCCUCUAUGACACACUAGGAUCGGGAGCUGUUGAUUACAUUAUACAGCAUGCUGAAAUCGAUUUUGUUUUUGUUCAAGAUAAGAAAGUGAAAAAUAUUUUGUCACCUGGUUGCAAUUCUGUCCAACAACUGAAAGCAUUGAUUUCAUUUACUUCGGUAACAAAGGAGGAGAGUGCUGAUGCUGCCAACUGUGGAAUUAAAGCGUACUCCUGGAAUGAUUUUCUUCAGAUGGGAAAGGACAAUCCAUUCGAUCCUCUUCCUCCUCAGCCACUGGAUAUUUGCUCAAUAAUUUAUACAAGUGGAACAAGCGGAACUCCUAAGGGUGUUAUCCUAACUCAUGAAAGCCAUGCAAAUUAUGUAAGAGGUGUCGAUCUAUAUAUGGAACAGUUUGAAGACAAGAUGACAGCGGAUGAUAUUUUUCUCUCAUUCCUUCCUCUUGCUCAUAUACUUGACCGAAUGAUUGAGGAAUACUUCUUCCACAAAGGUGCAUCUGUCGGAUAUUAUCAAGGGGACAUUAAUGCAUUAAGGGAAGAUCUCAUGGAGUUAAAACCAACAUUUUUCGUCGGUGUUCCUCGAGUUUUUGAAAGAGUUCAUGAAGGCAUUCUAAAAGCAUUGCAAGAACAAAGACCAACGCGAAGAAUGAUUUUUAACCUUCUGUACAAACACAAACUAUUCUGGAUGAAAUCAGGUUAUACACACAAAACUGCCUCACCUUUUGCCGAUUUUCUAGCCUUUGGGAAGGUCAAUGCUAGGCUUGGAGGCCGAGUUCGGCUGAUGAUAAGCGGGGGUGCCCCAUUGAACACCGAGAUUGAGGAAUUCAUGAGAGUUACUACUUGUGCUUACUUCGGCCAAGGCUAUGGCUUGACAGAAACAUGCGGACUUAGUGCAAUUGGAAUGCCAGAUGAUCUUUCCAUGGUUGGAACCGUCGGUAUUCCAUGGGUAUAUACUGAGCUACGCCUGGAAGAAGUACCCGAAAUGGGGUAUAAUCCUUUCGAAGUUCCUUCAAGAGGCGAAAUUUGCAUCAGAGGAAAAACUCUCUUCUCUGGAUAUUAUAAGGAACCUGAGCUGACAAAAGAAUCGAUCAUCGAUGGCUGGUUCCAUACAGGAGAUAUUGGAGAAAUGAGCCCCGAAGGUGUCUUAAAGAUCAUUGACAGGAAGAAGAACAUAUUUAAACUUUCUCAAGGGGAGUAUGUUGCCGGUGAAUAUCUAGAGAAAGUAUAUGGUUUCGCACCGAUUGUUGAAGACUUAUGGGUUUACGGGGAUAGCCUAAAAUCGAUGCUAGUAGCAGUCGUCGCACCUCAUGAGGAUAACACUAAAAGAUGGGCCAAAGUAAAUGGGCAUGUUGGUUCUUUCGCCGAGCUUUGCUUACUCAAUGAGCUAAAAGCAUACAUUCUCAGUGAACUGAAGCAAAUUGCCCAAAAGAAUGAGUUGAGAGGAUUUGAGUACAUAAGAGGUGUUGUAGUUGAUCCUAGACCUUUCGACAUUGAAAGAGAACUAGUAACUCCUACAAUGAAGAAGAGAAGGCCACAAAUGCUCAAAUAUUAUCAGACCGAUAUCGAUAAAGUGUACAAGAGUCUUGCAGAAGAGAAAAAAAAAUAAGAACAUGAUCAAUGGCUCAUUGGAUUGAUGGUCUGUAAUUUUUAGUUUCUUCAGUGAAUUCAGUUUGUGUAUAAUAAUUCCUUCAAUGUUAUUGUUGUAACUCUGUUAUUUGUUAAUCUUGUUUUAUAUUAAAGUUCACUUGGAUUUCAAUC